AUGCCGAUAUCGAAGGAACAGUAUACGGUAACUGCUUUGACAAUUAACAGCAAGGAUGCGGUAGCUGCGACAUCGUCCGGUCUGGUACGAGGAAUGCGAUAUUUUAUUCUGAUAUCCACAGUACUGUGUCUUGCUUCAAUUAUGGCCAACAUUCAGACUUACAAUUUCAUUGUAAUUUGUAUUGAGCGCGAGUACGACGAUAUGAUUUCAGAAUACAGCAAUGAGGCAUGUUGA
Gongylonema pulchrum is the source of this 234-nucleotide messenger RNA. The record is from the annotation of a GenBank genome assembly. NCBI's taxonomy places the organism in Eukaryota, Metazoa, Nematoda, Chromadorea, Rhabditida, Gongylonematidae.